Molecule: messenger RNA, 1485 nt
Organism: Auanema sp. JU1783
Lineage: Eukaryota; Metazoa; Nematoda; Chromadorea; Rhabditida; Rhabditidae
Source: the annotation of a GenBank genome assembly
AUGUAUUCGGGAUCACAAGGAGCAGGGGAGAGUUCUCAAAACUCUCUAAAUGGGAAUCAUAUUCCUGAAAAUCAAUCAGAUGCUAUCACUGAUUCGUUCAAUCUCUCAAAUAGCUAUCUGCACAAUUCUGAUAACAAUGCUGUCAUGCCGACGACAUCUGAAGAAGUUCAUUGGCUCCAAGCCUUGAAUGAGAGAGAACAGACGCGAUCAGGGGUACCCCAAGAGGUUCUUGACGUAGAGAAUCAGAACAAUGGUGCACCUGCAUCAGCUUCUUUUGUGACACCCCUUUCUCCGCUUUCAUCACCAUCUAUUGCGACAACUUUCAAGAAUGAUAAGUCGCGCUUAUACUUCAUAAAAAAACAUUUAUCGAAACUGAAUCUAAUCUUUCGUCGGAGAUUUACUAGUGCUGAUAAAAUUAAAGCGAACAACAAAGUUGACAAAACCGAUAAAGUUUGCAAUACUCUUAAAGAUAUUCUCGACGAUCCCGACGACUGCAGUCCCAGUAUACCUGAUCAUUGGAUUGGCUUAGACGUUUACGAAUAUUUAAAGGCGUAUGAAAACGUCAUAGAGGAAGGAAAUAAGAAAAUUUGCACCGGAGAGCUCCCUAAUUACUUGCUGCAAAACAAUAACUUUGAACCUCAGCCGACACCUGAAUUUUCUCAAGAAAAUAGAAAUUAUCAACACGAAGUAGAGAAUACCAGACCUUGUUUACACCCAGCUAUAGCUAUGAGCACAACAGCACCGUCGACGAGUGGCUUGAACAACCGAAAUUUACGGUUACGGAACAAUCCUACACAUGUUCCUGGUAAUGGCAGAAGUUCGUGGACGAAGAAUCUUUUCAGCAAACCUUCUAAUUACUAUCCCGAAGAAGACUUGCCGUGGGCAAAUAUCUGUUACAAUGAGUUUCAAGAGAAAGUUGGAGAGAUAUUCAAACCAAAGAAGAGAGAAAUCACUAUCGAUGGUUUGUGCGUAGUUGGAUGUGAUUCUCGGUUUAGUAUAGGAUCAAUAAAUAAUGGAAACAGAAGGCGAGGUGUCACUGAUAUCAGAAGUCAGAUAGGUAAAGGGAUUAAACUAGUUUAUGAUGGAACUAACUGUAUGUGCUAUUCUCUUGGCAAGGGACCUGUAUUCAUUCAAUCUCCACUUUUCGCAAUUUCGGAAGAAUAUGAUUCCAUGAGAGUGUAUAGGCUUGCAGGGCUUCCAGAAAAUGGGAUUCCAAUGGGAAUGCCAAUUUUCGAUUCAAGAUGCUUCCAUCAUUCGUACAACAAAGCAUUAUCAUCUGGAAGUCUGAGAGAAAUUCAUUCCCUACAGAAAGCGUGUACUGUUCGCAUAUCGUUUAUAAAAGGAUUCGGACAGAAUUACGUCAGAUCUGAUAUUAGUGAAACUCCUGUGUGGAUUGAGAUUUCUUUCUUAAAAUUCCUCUCUAUUGUUGAUCAGGCAAUCGUUUCUUCAAGUUCCAACGACUCGGUGGGUAGUUCAUCUCCCUGA